Heterobilharzia americana is the source of this 1957-nucleotide messenger RNA. The record is from the annotation of a GenBank genome assembly. Lineage: Eukaryota; Metazoa; Platyhelminthes; Trematoda; Strigeidida; Schistosomatidae.
UCUACUCGCACUAUUGUUGGAUGUUGGAUGGUAGUGCGGACUUUCAAACGCUUACGUCUCACAGUGAAUGAGUGGGGAUCUUAUUCCCGAUGUCUUUUGUAACAUUGAUGAUGCGUGGAUUUAUGCAAUCUCCAGGUCCAAUAGUGCAGUUAAAACAUAUGAAAGACGUCUCCGUAAAUCCCAACUUAUGGUCGCUAAAGUCACAGACCUAUUGGAAGAAAGAUUUAAAACAAUUGUUUCACUUAACCACAAUGUCAAUAACACAAAGAAUACAAAAAAUGCUGAAAAUGAAGGUCCAGGUCAUAAAUGCUGUUUGCCGAAGAUUCCUCCUGCAGAAGCCGACACGAGGUUUUGUGGAUUUGUUAGAAAGUCGAGUGAAAAUUUGUUCAGUGUGAUAAUCAACAACAUAAUUAGUGUUCGAGUUGAAGUGACUAAUUUGCGCUCUAAAAGUGAAAAUCCUACUUCGGAUUCAUGGGAUAGUUUAGUAAAUAAAGUAGAAGAAAUUGAAACUCAAGCCUUAACUCUGAUGACGUCCCCAUCACCGAUUUUUGAUGACUGCCGUGGAACAAUGGAUUAUCAAAUGGAAUUGGUUAUGAAACGAUUAGAAUCUCAAGCUGAGGAAUGUCUUCAAGCAUGCAAAACUCUUGUUUCGACAGGUCUGUCAAGAUUAAAGCAUCCAUCGCCACUACCAGCAAUAAAUGUAACUUCGGGGCUGUCAGUAUCUGGAAAUGAAUUGAUGUUCCCAACGUUUCAUGAAGCCCGCUCACUUCUCGAAAAUUACACGAAUAUACUUUAUCCAUCGUUAUGGGAUUCAAGAUUUAAAAAGGAUGCUUUAAAAAUUAAACAAGAUAUAACUUGUGCUUGUGGUCAGAUCAGCUCGCACGAUCCAGUUCAUUGCAUUGGUAGAUUGGAAUGUCUCUUGAAAGUGUUAAAUUAUACCGCAACCAACAGCGAUUCAAAAGAAAUGGGACUUGGCAGCUUAAAAAAUAAUCAGUUGAUCAAUAAUUUUGCGUGGCAGUGCCUCUAUUCAUCAACUAUUUCCCAAGCUGAAAGGCAGUUUGCAUACAACAUUGACAUUACUUUAGUCUACGCAUCAUUGCUUUCUGGCAUUUUCGCGCUAUUUCCAGAUAAACUGUACGGAUUUUUUGGUCGAAUAUUCCUAGCUUGUCCAGCUCUUGGAUUGUUCUGUGAUCCAAGUGGAUUACACCUGAUGGAUGAAAUGUUUUCGGAUAUGGAUGUAAUGAAUAAUUGGCGUGGGAUAGUCCGAUUGUUUGCUGCUCUAGCACUAGCACAUCCACCUCCACAUCUUAACGUUAAACGGCAUAAACUUUUGAAUCCUUCACUUCUAUGGCGAGUUAUCAGUGGAAUAAUCAAUCAAGAAUUUAUUCCUUGUGCAACUGCAGAAGUUCUACAAGGAAUUCUUGAAAUUGGAGGUACAGUGUUUAUGAAUCUCUAUGGUAAUCAGGCUUCCCGUCUUAUCAACACCAUCAGAAUGAUUAUCAAUAAAUCUCCUAUUUUACGUCAGUCAUUACCAGAGAUACAGUUAUUGUCACUUCUAGAGAAAUAUGAAAACAUUGACGAAAUUCAUGAAAAGAUUGGUUUUAUUGAUGAGAGUUUUUGGAAACCUUCAUAACUGUUGUCUAAUGCACUUUUAAAAUUUUUAUUAUGAACUUGAGAUUUGUAAAUACUUAUUUUUUUAAAAAGUACAUGUAACAUUUUGUUCUACAUAAUUUUUAAAACUCACUAUACCUCGUUAAUAUUUUCUUGACUUGUUGAAAGUGUGGAAAUCUUCCAUCUGUAAAUGCAGUAAGAUAACACUAGUAUCCUUGAGAUGGUUGGCAUUAAAAUUUAAAACACCUUUUCUCCAACUCAAAACUUGUCAUAUGAACGUUUCUUUUGAUGCCUAUUGUCCUGUGGACAAAGCAUAUAGGUCCGAUUCAAAAAACUAAUUUACUAC